GGUUGGGGGCAGGCUGCUGUGAUUAUGAUAGGGAUAUGUAUUGUUUAUCAUGACGGGGUUGGGGGCAGGCUGCUGUGAUUAUGAUAGGGAUAUGUAUUGUUUAUCAUGACGGGGUUGGGGGCAGGCUGCUGUGAUUAUGAUAGGGAUAUGUAUUGUUUAUCAUGACGGGGUUGAGGCAGGCUGCUGUGAUUAUGAUAGGGAUAUGUAUUGUUUAUCAUGAUGGGGUUGGGGGCAGGCUGCUGGUUUUGGACCCCUGUGAUUAUGAUAGUCAAUCACAGGUUUCAGAUGCAGGACAGUGUCAAUGUUAACCUUGGUCUCUGAUGCCUCCCCAGGCUCUCACGAGCUUCGGAUAGACCUCAAGGACUUUGAGGACAAGUCUGUCUACGCCAAAUACAGCUCCUUCCAGGUCCUGGAUGAAUCACACAACUACAGGCUGCUGCUGGGGGCCUUCGUGGAAGGAGACGCAGGAGACUCUUUCUCUUCCCACUCUAACAUGAGCUUCACCACGAAGGACCGCGAUCACGACAAAUCAGAGUCCAGCAACUGUGCCGUGUCGUACGUGGGCGCCUGGUGGUACAACGAGUGCCACUGGUCCAACCUCAACGGGCGCUACCUGAAGGGGGUGCAUGAGGCCAUUGCCAAGGGCAUCAACUGGAAGACGGGCAAGGGGUACUGUGGUCAGUGUGCGAGGGCAGUUUGUGUCGGCAGAGAACAAUAAGUCACCCGGAACACUUCUGUAUGUUGGCCUGUGUGCAAAGAUGUCUGAGAAGCUGCUGAGCGCGAUCCCCGAUGCAGAUAUAGA
Molecule: messenger RNA, 802 nt
Organism: Acipenser ruthenus (sterlet)
Lineage: Eukaryota; Metazoa; Chordata; Actinopteri; Acipenseriformes; Acipenseridae
Product: ficolin-2-like
Exons: 3
Coding region: 302-718 (138 amino acids)
Source: RefSeq, a predicted model, not a curated record